Messenger RNA from Manis pentadactyla (Chinese pangolin), 4388 nucleotides. RefSeq names its product synaptonemal complex protein 1 (gene SYCP1). Gene Ontology annotation, molecular function: double-stranded DNA binding. Lineage: Eukaryota; Metazoa; Chordata; Mammalia; Pholidota; Manidae. Bases 1047 to 4040 code for a protein of 997 amino acids. The transcript is spliced from 33 exons. The record is from RefSeq and is a predicted model, not a curated record. Gene Ontology annotation, cellular component: synaptonemal complex; male germ cell nucleus; transverse filament. Gene Ontology annotation, biological process: chiasma assembly; meiotic DNA repair synthesis; lateral element assembly.
UAUUCUAUUAAUUUUACUUGCUUAAGUAUCUUUCACAUUUGACAUCUCCUUUUCUUCUCCACGGUCACUGUCAUAUCUCAGGUCCUCAUACCUUAUCCAGGCUAUUAAAACUGUCUCCCUACUCCAGUUUCAUAAGCCUGAACCAUUUUUCAUAUCACCAAUUUUCUUCUAACGUUGGUCUUGCCUCCCUUUCUGGUAAAAAUACUUCAAGAUUCCCGUCCAUAAGGGCUAAAAAAACAAAGCUUUCACAAGGCCUUCAUAUUUGCUAAGUCUCCUGUCUCAUUUCUUGCCAUUUUCCCACUUGGUCCUCACACACCUAUACCACACUUCUUGCACUCACUCUUGCACUAAUCACUCUCACAACUCCAGGGCCUUUCCUUCCUUCCUUCAGCCAGGAAUAACUCCUUCCCCAUUGACUACCUCUCCAACUCCUCUCUUCACUCUUCAGUUCUCCAACAGGAGUGUACCACAUCUGUGAAGCCUGUCCUGAUGCCGCAAACCACUGUACGGGCCCCUUUCCCUGCGUCCUAAGGACCCCUUGAAAAUUACUGUAUUUAAAUGACUACACGGGUCUAUGGUUGUUCAUUUGCACAUUUCCUUCCUUCCUAAGACCGUGAACCCUUGGAGGCGGUAAAUAGAGUUUUAAGUCUCGGCUCCAAUCUAUCACAGAACCUUACAGUUCUGCUUGCAUUCUCUGACAAUACAAGCUUACAGAACAUCAACGCUAAGUAGAAACAGAAGCUAGGAAAGAACUGGAACCUUCGUAAAAGGAAAUCUCGCGAGAUGUUGUAGAUCUUUGGCGUCCCGCGAGAGAUGCUGCUGAGUGACGGUUAUUUAGCCGUUAAACAGCGGUUUGCCUCGCGCCUCCCUGUGGGUUCCUGAGGCGGAGCCAUUUUCCGCUCCUCCCGAGGUUCGAUGUUCGGGGGCAGAAUCUCUGGUUGAAUCUUUCUGUUUCUCUAAUAAGGAGCAGGUUACAGUUCGCGUGGGCACCGAGUCCGCGGUUUCCCGCUGGUUCUUUAAAGGUAAUUACAACUGGAAGAGAGGAAAUGGAAAAGCAAAAGACCUUUAAGUUGUUUGUACCACCAAGAUUAAGUAGCAGUCAGGUGUCUGCAGUGAAACCUCAGACCUUGGGAGGAGAUUCUAAUUUAUUGAAGAGUUUCAACAAAUGCAUUGAAGAUAAUUUUGGUUUUCCAUUUGCAAUGACUAAGCUCUCCAGAAAUGGGGAAAACAUUGAUUCAGAUCGUGCUUUACAAAAAGUUAACUUUUUGCCCAUGCUCGAACAGGUUGAUAAUUCUGACAGCUGUCACUACCAGGAAGGACUAAGAGAAUCUGAUUGUGAGAAUUCAGAGCCAAUGAGCAGACUAUAUUCAAAACUAUAUAAGGAGGCUGAAAAGAUCAAGAAGUGGAAAGUGGAUGUAGACUCUGAACUGAAGCAGAAAGAAAAUAAAUUGCAAGAAAAUAGAAAGAUAAUAGAAGCACAGCGGAAGGCCAUUCAGGAACUACAGUUUGAAAAUGAAAAAGUAAGUUUGAAAUUAGAAGAAGGAAUUCAAGAAAAUAAAGAUUUAAUAAAAGAGAAUAAUUCUACAAGACAUUUAUGUAAUUUACUCAAAGAAACCUGUGCCAAAUCUGCUGAAAAAACAAAAAAAUAUGAAUAUGAACGGGAGGAAACUAGGCAAGUUUAUGCGGAUCUAAAUAAUAACAUUGAGAAAAUGAUAAUAGCUUUUGAGGAACUUCGUGUGAAAGCUGAGAAUUCCAGACUGGAAAUGCAUUUUAAGUUAAAGGAAGAUUAUGAAAAAAUACAACAUCUAGAGGAAGACUAUAAGAAGGAAGUAAAUGACAAGGAAAAGCAGGUAUCACUGCUAUUGAAUCAAAGUGCUGAGAAAGAAAAUAAAAUGAAAGAUUUAACAUUUUUGCUAGAGGAAUCCAGAGAUAAAGUUAACCAAUUAGAGGAAAAGACAAAAUUACAGAAUGAAAACUUAAAAGAAUCAAAUGAGAAACAGGAUCAUCUGACAUCAGAACUAGAAGAUACUAAAAUGUCCUUGCAAAGAAGUGUGAAUACUCAAAAGGCUCUAGAGGAAGAUUUACAGAUAGCAACAACAAAAAUAUAUCAGCUUACUGGAGAAAAAGAAGCUCAAAUGGAAGAAUUUAAUAGAGCUAAGUCUGCUCAUUCACUUAUGGUUACUGAAUUUAAAACUACUAUAUGCAACUUGAAAGAAUUAUUGACAACAGAACAGCAGAGAUUGGAAAAACUUGAAGAUCAAUUGAAAAUACUUACCAUGGAGCUUCAAAAGAAAUCAAGUGAGCUGGAAGAAAUGACUAAGCUUAAAAAUAACCAAGAAGUAGAACUUGAAGAACUGAAAAAAAUCUUGGCAGAAAACCAAAAGCUUUUAGAUGAAAAGAAGCAUUUUGAGAAGAUUGCUGAAGAAUUAAAAGGAACAGAACAAGAACUAACUGGUCUUCUCCAAACUAGAGAGAAAAAAGUACAUGAUUUAGAAAUACAAUUAACUGCCGUUGGGACAAGUGAGCAACAUUAUUCAAAACAGGUUAAAGAGCUGAAAACUGAGCUUGAAAAUGAGAAGCUUAAAAAUACUGAACUAACUGCCAGCUGCAACAGGCUUUCACUGGAAAAGAAACAAUUGAAACAAGAAACAAGUGAUAGGGUCCUAGAACUCAAGAAACAGCAAGAAGAUAUUAAUAAUAGCAAAAAGCAAGAAGAAAGGAUGUUGGAACAAAUAGAAAAUCUGAAAGAAACAGAAACACAAUUAAGGAAUGAACUGGAAUCUGUAAGAGAAGAACUAAAACAGACAGGAGAUGAAGUUAAAUAUAAAUUGCACGAGAGUGAAGAAAAUGCUCGAAGCAUUGAAUGUGAAGUUUUAAAAAAAGAUAAACAAAUGAAGGUACUAGAAAACAAGUGUAACAAUUUAAAGAAACAAAUUGAAAAUAAAAGCAAGUGUAUAGAAGAACUCCAGCAGGAGAAUAAGGCCUUAAAAAAGAAGGGUACAGCAGAAAGCAAGCAACUGAAUCUUUAUGAGAUAAAGGUCUGUAAAUUAGAAUUAGAACUAGAAGGUGCCAAGCAAAAAUUUAAAGAAAUGACUGACAGCUAUCAAAAAGUAAUUGAGGACAAAAAGAUAUCAGAAGAAAAUCUUUUGGAAGAGGUUGAGAAAGCAAAAGUAAUAUCCGAUGAAGCAGUAAAAUUACAGAAAGAAAUUGAUAUACGAUGUCAACAUAAAAUAGCUGAAAUGGUAGCACUUAUGGAAAAACAUAAGCACCAGUAUGAUAAAAUUGUUGAAGAAAGAGACUCAGAAUUAGGACUUUAUAAGAGCAAAGAACAAGAACAGUCAUCAAUGAAAGCAUCUUUGGAGACUGAAUUAUCCAAUCUCAAAACUGAACUUUUAUCUGUUAAGAAACAACUUGAAAUAGAAAGAAAAGAAAAAGAGAUUCUCAAAAGAGAGGCAAAAGAAACUAUAGUUACUCUCAAAGAAAAAGAAGACAAGAAGACACAGACAUUGGAAACACCUGAAACUCAGUAUUGGAAAUUUGAUUCUAAAGCAGCUCUUCCUCAAAAUGUAUCUCAAAAUUUCAUAUCAGCUGAUCAUGGUAAAUCCAAAGAUAAAAGAGAUUAUCUGCAGACAUCUGCCAAAAGUACUUUAUCUACACCAUUACCAAAGGUAUAUACUGUGAAGACACCAACAAAACUAAAAAUUCAGCAAAGAGAAAACAAGAACACAACCAUUGAAGAAAGUAAUAAAAAAAGAAAAAUGGUCUUUGAGUUUGAUAUUAAUUCGGAUAGUUCAGAAACUACUGAUCUUCUGAGCAUGGUUUCAGAGGAGGAGACACUGACAAAGCUAUAUAAGAAGAAUAAUCCAUCAACUGCUCAUCUUUGUGUCAGGACACCAAAAAAGACCCCUUCAUCUCUAACAACCCCUGGAUCUACUCUGAAGUCUGGAGCUGUGAGGAAAAUGCGGGAGGACUAUUGGGCUCUAGUUGCUAAAAAGGAUAGGAAAAAAAAACUAAAGGAAGCAGAAAAGCUAUUUGUUUAAUUUCAGAAAAUGAGUGUGAUUAAGGAGCCUAAUAACAUCAAAUUUAUAGUUGUUAUUUUUGGAAGAGCCAAACUUUUUCUGUAAUUGAGACUUUUUUUGAUAUUUGCAUAAAUAAUUUAUUUCUUUUAUAUUUUGGUCUAACUGAAAUAACCACAUUUUACCUGAAAAUUUGUAAUUAUAUUCAUUUAAUUAGAGGAUUAUAUUUUGUUUUAACUUCUUGGAUUCCUGAAAAGUGUUUGGCUGAAUUUUCAAAUUUGUGAAGUUAUCGACUGAAUACUAAGAAUACAUUAUUGAGAUUUACUCUUUAUUUAUACUAUUAAAAUAUUUUGGAUGCAAAUAAAAUGCUUC